This is a messenger RNA of Cladophialophora carrionii CBS 160.54, 3510 nucleotides long. RefSeq lists its product as uncharacterized. The transcript has a single exon. Gene Ontology annotation, cellular component: mediator complex; core mediator complex. NCBI's taxonomy places the organism in Eukaryota, Fungi, Ascomycota, Eurotiomycetes, Chaetothyriales, Herpotrichiellaceae. Gene Ontology annotation, molecular function: transcription coregulator activity. Bases 1 to 3510 code for a protein of 1169 amino acids. Gene Ontology annotation, biological process: regulation of transcription by RNA polymerase II. The record is from RefSeq and is a predicted model, not a curated record.
AUGAACGGGGAAAGGCCCACGGUCAAUGGAGCGCACACCGCAAAUGGCACCCAUCAGAGCAUCACAGAUUCUUCCUCAAGCGCAAACCCGCCGAAACCGGGCUCGCUGCCUCAAAAUCUGCUCCCUCCUCCCCCACCACCAACCAUAGAUCGCCAGGAGAAUGGAGACGCUUGGUCCAACCAGUGGGAUGACGGCGGCGCCGGUCACAAUGUCGCCAACAUUGGAAACCAUGCACCACCAGAGAUUCUAUCGCUUAUCUCUCAAGAUAGCUACUUGCCAAUGGCGGCGCUCAUCAGCCGGGCAUCGCAAACGUGCUGGAAUGGUCUGUCGGAUCUAGUUGAACAGUUGGCUUCAUUGUCCGUGCCAGAUUUACCCCCCGAACAGGCGAAGCUCAUGCCAAAUGGUUUCACGAAUAACCAGUCAAAAGCAAACCUGGAUAAGAAGGAUAAAAUCUUCAAAUUUGCGAAUGAGCAAAAGGCAGACUUCAUCAAACUGCUCGUGUUAUUGCAAUGGAGCAAAAACGUGGACGAGGUCAGCAAGACCAUCUCAAUCAAUUACUGGCUAAUGCUACGUCGGCAAGCCUAUUGGGGUGCUAUUGCUUCGAUGGCCUCCCUGAAACAGGAAUCAUCAAAUUUCCAGAUCCCUAACCCUGAUCUCAAGACAGCUGCUGAGGUACUGUCGACAGGUAGGGUCGGCAACUUUCCACGGCUAGGAUAUAUUACGCGACCCGAUCUGUCUCCAAAGCAAAUACUCCGAGUGCUCAAGUCACUUGAUCAGGCCCUGAGUGUCAGAUUGGCCCUGUCGGACAAUAUACCACCUCAAUUGCGGAAUUUUCGAGUUCACGAUGGUCGCGCGACAUUCAUUGUCCCCAACGAGUUCGAAUUGGACCUAUCCACGUUGGACGAGAGCUUCGAAUCGCCUCUCCGGAUGGUAGAUUUCCGGCUUUCCUUCCAGCCAUGUCCCCAUCUACCGGACCGUCUGCAAUCGGAGAUCGAGCUUCUUGCGAAUUCCAACAUCGAUCAGGGUGGCCUGGGAAGAUGCUACGAGUUUCUCCAUGAACUCGCGUUAUCCUACAAAUUGGCCGAGUUCCAUACACAAGGGAUCGAAUUAUCGCGGAAUCAAUGGGUGGGCAAUCUGCGAGUGGAGCUUAUCCGUCGAAACCUGAUCGUGCAAUACUGGCCGGAGAGACAUGGCGGGAAAAGCUGGGUCGAAAUCGGCAUAACGAGUGGUCGAGGCAGACAGAGGCCCGAGGACUUGGAACCGCACUCGUCACUUGAGAUUAAGUGCACAUGGCAUGGCAAAAGAGCCGAGACGUUGCAUUUGCAUGUCAAUGAGUCGGUGCUGUGUUUCGAAGACAUUCUCCGACAAGUGGUCGCGCAACAUUCGACCCAGAUCCUCGACACCAUAUAUGACAAGCUAGUAUCUACACCUCUAUUUGCCGACGCCGAACUCUCUUUGGAGCAGUCUCUAUCACACGACGACCCGGAAGUAUGCUCGUUGGUGAUGCAGUUGUCUCGCUCGUCAACACUGCAGCUGAAGGUGGAUCCUGUGACAGGGCUCAUCAUGGUGAGUCCUGUUACGGAGCGUGCGGAACGGCUCCAGUUUGAAGUCAAUCGAGUUCAGUCUGUUGCAGAUGAGGUUGUCUCGAAGUUGCUCAACUUCAGGUGCAGUGUUAGGGAGAGUACGGUUCUUGCAGGCAUAUCGGGCACUCGCUGGGAAGCCUUGCGGUCUUUCAAGUUCACACAAGCGGAAAUCAAGUCCUUGUUUGGCCGACCAGUGGUGAGGAUCAAUAUGUUCCGUCAGAGUCAAUGGGGGCUGGAGUACUCGCUGGCAGUCACGCAUUGCCAGGAUGGCGAUCAUUGGUGGCUUUUGCAACAAAUCCCCCUCGGUGCGGCCAGUUCUCAGGCACGAUACAAAGUUCUUCGCAGCCAGCGGAUAGGGGCCAAGGAAGAACUAUCUUCGGCAUACUUCGAUCGUCUGGCAGACUACUCCAUGGGGUUGAUCUGUAUCCAACGCAACGCGGACUUCUUGAUGGAGAAGAAGGAGAAGUUCGGCCUACGACCUUUCCCAGCGUUCGACCGUUUUUACGAGCUACCAGAACUAUCCUUCGAUCUCGAUCUGGCCAGGCCUUUGCCUUCUGGCCAAUCUCUACCAGCAGGUGCAGCUGAUAGUACACUGACAAUACCAAAAGCUAGCGAGAUCCCCGCCAAGGAUGCAAGUCUGCAGAGGAAUAUUCAAGUGCGGUUUGGUGGAGUCGACCGUUCGGACCUUUGGGUCAUGACAGUCGCUCAAUAUCAGACUCAAGCCAGCUCAGCUGUGCUCGGACAUUUGGACAAAUCUGUCCUCGAUGCCCGUGUCAAAAUCAACCCUGAAGACCGAAUGGUCACCAUUCGGGUGGCGACACCAAUGGCGGAGGCAGCGAUCCCUCAGAUUAUCGCUAGAGUUCUGGAUCUAGAAAAGGUGGUGUCGACUGUCGAGCAAAUCCAUUGCCUGUUAGGAUUGAAGUUGAAGAGAAUCUCAAACUCGACGAUCUCAAUGGUGUAUCAUCAAGAGGCACCUACGGAACUUGGCCUGAAUAUUACCCUCACCAGCGGAAGUCCGGCACCCCGACUUGAAUUUUUCCCACACCAACUGAAUCCACACCAGAUCCUGUCGCAGGUCUACACGAAGACAUUUGCUGCUAAUCGGGCACCAUUUGCCACAACGAUGCGCAAUCUGCUAACCUCGUUGACGGCGACCCUUCCGCUAUUGACCAUCUUGCACAAACUGCAGCAGAGGCACGAAAUUUCGAGCAAGACGGACCAGCAACAGCCGUCGGCGGAGCCGGAAGAUUACUUGCGUGUGCACGUACUUGCCAGGACUGAGACACAGUUCGCGGUUCAGUACUUCAUGCCAGCUGGACAAGCGGCUAACGAUACCAAGAAUGAUUCACCCCCACAGCUGCUUGCACGGUUUGAGAUCUUGUCAGAAGCCAACCAUUCCGGAAAAACAGGCUGGCUAGUGCGCCCAGCGCUUGAAGAAUUCCAGUCGUAUUCUCGACCAUCUUACUCUUCCCCUGAUCUCGCGGACAAGGUGAAACAGGAGAUCUUCUCCCAGCGAACGGAAGGGCAGUCCAAAUGGUUCCAGCUGGAUAGAGGAGCAUGGUGCACGGUAGAUCGUCCGGAGCCUUUGCUGAACGCGCUGCAUGACGUUGUGUGGAACUGGGCCAAACAGGCCAAGAUGUCCGGGGCCAACGCUGGCAGCAAACAGGACUCGAACAAGGGAAAAGGGCCUCCGGGGAAUUUGAAUGCUAACAACCCCAGCGUGACCAAUGGGACCAACAACAGAGGCCCUGGGCCAGCAAAAGGGCCCCCAGGCAGGCAGCAGGCUGCGAAUAACGCCAUGCCCAAUGGUGCUAACAUGAAGGUACAACGACCUCCGCUAAAUGCGCCAGGUGGCAGACCGGCGCCCGGUAAUCCGAAAACGAACGCCAGAAACCCACAGGGCAAGGACGUCAUCACAUUGGAUUGA